AUGGAAGAUGACCUGAGCCUUGCACCUACCAUCAUUAUUGUUCUCGCAAUGCUCCCAGAGUGCAUCGGUCAGGGAGCAACUCACGAAUCACGCUUCGGGGCGAAACCGAAAUUUCUGACGAAGCCCCGAAAAAAGCCUCCGUACAUUUUUCCUACGGUUCCAACGAGAUUUAUCGACGCACUCCCUGUCAUCCCCACCGGGAAGGCUUGUUGUAGGCGACGGCCAGGCUGGCUCUCCGAUACACCCACUCUUCGCAGAGAUAUUAUUGCGCUGAUAGUUGCUUCGGAAUCACACCCUUUUUGCAAGGUUGGCCGUGUGGUCACCAUGGGCAAGGCAGCAGCAGGGUUGGCGAGAGGAUAUUCGUACAACAACUGCUACAAUGAAGACGGCCUGGAGAGCAGCGGGCGCCGGUGGCGGGCCUGGGAGGGACACCUUGCCAGGCUCUACGUCGUGAACUACGUUGCCGUCGCGGUGUUCGCAGCCUCCAUGUAUCGCAUCGUGCGCCUGUGGGACGGCUCCCUGAACCGGAUGCACUUCUUCCCCCUCGCCGUGCCCUUCAUCGGCGUCUUCGCCUCCAUGACCUACCUCUUCGGCUUCUUCGGCAUCAGCGUCAUCUCGGGCGUGAUGGAUCCCCCCUUCGUAUCAUCCCCAGCCCCCAGCUCUAAGGACAGGUCAGCGGCACCCGCCGCCGGCCUCCCCAAACGCUUCUCCCCCACGGAAGAAGGCUCCUCGGACUACAGCCUGGACAACCCGGAGGUUAUCAUCGUUGGGGCGGGGACGGCGGGGGCAUCGGCCGCGGCCACGUUCGCUCGACAGGGCCGCAAGGUGCUCCUGGUCGAGAGGUGCAUGAGCGAGCAGGACCGGAUCGUGGGCGAGCUGCUGCAGCCGGGGGGGCUCCGGGCGCUGGAGCGCCUGGGACUGGACGCGUGCGCGAAGGAGGGCACGGACAGCGUGGUCGUGGACGGCUACGCGAUCAUCCGGUCCGCCGAAACCGGCGGAGCCGCCGCUGAAGCCGAAGGGCGGCUGGAUUCUGUUAUGUUGUAUUACCCCGAGAGUGACCCGGAGAACCGGUCGGAACUCUUCGGCAAGGGUGUGAAGCCUGCCGCUGCGGCGGCGGCGGCGAAGGGCGGCGAAGCCGGUCGGCGGCCUUGCUCGCGGGAGGGGGGAGUGCCGCGAGGGAGAAGCUUCCACAACUGCCGGUUCGUGCAGCGGCUGCGGGAGGCGGCGCAGGCGGAGCCGAACGUGAGGGUGGUAGAGGGGACCGUGUCGGCCCUCCUCGAAGGCGACGGCGGCGAGGUCGUGGGAGUUCGAUACCGCGAAGCGGUAAAGGGAGAGGGACAGGAGGAGGAGAGGGUCACCCGGGAGGUCCGGGCGCCGCUGACGGUUGUAGCGGACGGCAUCUGGAGCGGCCUGCGCAAGUGUGCGAACACCAACCGGCCCCAGAAGCUGUCCACCUUCGUCGGGGUCCUCGUGAAGCACGCCGCGGACGCGGCCCCGGUGCCACACAAGCACUGCGGCCACGUCGUGCUGGCCCACCCGUCCCCGAUCCUCAUCUACCAGAUCUCCUCGACGGAGACGCGGGUCCUCGUUGACGUCGCCGGCGCGAUGCCCAGCGCCGCGGACGGCGGCCUCUCGGCCCACCUGAGGGAGAAGUCCGCGCCGCAGCUCCCGGCGAUGUUUCGGCCGGCGUUCCUGGAGGCGGUCGCCCGCGGGGACGUCAAGUCGAUGCCGAACAGGGCGAUGCCGGCGUCGAGCGUUCACCGCCCCGGAGCUCUCUUGCUUGGAGACGCCCUGAACAUGAGGCACCCGCUCACGGGGGGCGGGAUGACGGUGGCCCUAAAGGACGUGGAGCUUCUCUCCGAGCUGCUGCGAGGAGUGCCCCUCCGGGACGCGGCCGCCGUGGCGUCCGCUGCGGCGCGCUUCCACGCGGGCCGUAGAGCCCACGCCGCCACCAUCAACAUUCUCGCCAACGCCCUGUACCACGUGUUCAGCACGCCCGAGGGCCCGGCGUCCAAGGGCACCCGGGUCGACCUCCAGGCGGCAUGCUUCGACUACCUUAGCCUCGGCGGCUGCUACUCGGCCGGACCAGUCGGCCUCCUCUCCGGCCUCAGCCCCGCACCGUGGGCCCUGACGACCCACUUCUUCAUGGUGGCGUUCCACGGCUGCCGGGAACACCUCCUGCCGGUCCCUACCCCCGGAGGAGUGCUGCGCGUGUAUCGGCUGCUCCACGUGGCGACGAAGAUCAUUAUGCCCCUGCUGGAACAGGAAGGGUCGACGUUCUUGGCCUGGUGGCCCUUCAGAAAAGCGAUCCAGCUGGUGCUUCCCUGGGAGCACGAGAGAUGGGAGAACCAAUAGCUCUACAUGCCUCCACGCCCGCCCGGGGACGCGAAAACAACACCGGGGGCGAUUUUUGCUAGAGAGAAUCGUCUACAUGGGUUUUACGCCAAGCGUUUGUCUUGGAGGACGCCUGGCUCGCGUUCACGUGCGCGUUUUUCGCACGCAAGACUUGCGACAUGGACGGACGAGUGGAAUAAACAGAGUUUUAUCUGCCGGGCGGAAUAGCUAGUGCACUGCUUAGUUUCAUGGGCGAAUUGAGCACACCACAGGGUGCUAAGUAGUGGUCGGUCGGAUGGUAUGUCUGCUGGACAAACCGCUCGUGUCGCUCUAGGAUAUGGGUGAAGAAGCCUAGUAGGCGUAGGGUGGUCUUCAUCAGGGGGGGCUUGCGCUUCCUUCUUGUAGGUUUUUAAAACGCGGUGUGUGUAGUGUGCCAAGCCUGGCUGCAGACUCCCAGAGAGUGGUCGCAAACAAACACGGAUUCGUACUCCGUCUCCGUCGGGUAUGUCUUUUUUGUUUUGUCGGUCUCGGUUUUGUUUCAAUUUUGUUUUUAUCGCCUAGGGCAUGUACGCAUGCAUGGGGAGCCUCACGUGCACGAAUGAUUUUUGUGCGUAGUGUGUGCGUGUGUGUUUUCUGGGGCCGCUCGUGUGAUCAUGUUUGCAAUCGUCGUGCAAGGGUUGUUUCAAGUGCCACCACCACUACGAAGUUGCCCGCUCUUCAGUGCAUGGAUGUAGUUAAGGUAGGUACCGCGAUAAAAAUGCCGUCGCGGCCGCCUCUGGGGGCGCUAUGUAAUAGAUUCUUCUUGGUUAUUGUGUUCCAUUGUUUCUUCCGUCGUGACGCUAUUCUCGCUCGUCUUGUUUUUUAGUCGUCGAAUGUUGUGUCGGUGUGAUCUAGGGUCGUGCCGUUGCCCCCCGGGACUUGUCAAAAAUUGUGAGGCAGUUUCAUAGCUCAAGAGGUGUGCACGUAACUUGACCCAAACACAUGGUCUGGGCCCGCCAGACGAAAAAUUAUCAACAACAAAC
This is a messenger RNA of Ectocarpus sp. CCAP 1310/34, 3356 nucleotides long. Lineage: Eukaryota; Phaeophyceae; Ectocarpales; Ectocarpaceae. The record is from the annotation of a GenBank genome assembly.